AUGGACUUCCUCAUUCGUUUCGUACAAAUCCAUGAGACCUUUCGUAAGCCUGAGAUCGAGGCGUUGGCCGUGCUUGCAAAUGUCAAUGUCGAGUUCCUAUCCUACAGUGAAAGUUCUCCAUACUCAGUAGUCCGCCUAAAGGAUGAAGCAACCGCAAAAUCUCUCCUAAGCCGCAGCAUCUCAAGCAAAGGGAUCUACGAGCUAUGGGGAAGCGGAACAGACUACGAUGAGCUCCAUGCAGACAUUAUUAUGCGCACAAGAGGUCAAUGGCCGCAGUAUCAAUCUUGCUCUUUCAGGUUUGAAUUCGACACCUUCUGCGGCUCCCGAACGCUACCGGAGCAAAAAGCUAUCAUCGAAUCUUUCAAAUAUAUGGGUUUCAAUGGCCCUAUUCGUAUGCGAGGUGCAGAGCUUAGUUUCACCAUCUUCGAGGAGUACGAGUAUGGUGUGAAAAAACCCAAACGGCUCUAUCUGGGAAGCUUUAUAGGCAGUAGUUCACGGCACGCAAUCGUUGACUACAGUUUGAAGACCAGGGACUACAUCAACACUACAUCUAUGGACUCGGAGCUCGCGCUAUUAACCGCGAAUCUCACACUCGCCGCUCCAGGAAAGAUAUUCUACGACCCAUUUGUUGGCACAGGUAGCUUUCCGAUCGCUUGCUCUCAUUUCGGUGCCAGGACCAUGGGAUCUGACAUAGACGGGCGAAUGGUGAGAGGAAAGAACGGGAAAGACAUUAGGACUAAUUUUCGACAGUAUGGAUUGCUUGAUAGGUAUCUUGAUGGCUUUAUCUCGGACUUGACGCACAGCCCGCUUAGGAGAGGGAGAUGGCUGGACGGUAUCGUUGGUGACCCACCGUAUGGUGUUAGAGAGGGUCUGAAAGUUCUGGGGACAAAGGAUGGGCGUGGAAAGGAAGCUGUGUUUAUCAACGGGGAGGCAUCACAUUUACAAGACAAAUAUAUCCCGCCAAAGAAGCCGUACAGCUUCGAAGCUAUGCUAGACGACCUGCUUGAUUUCGCCGCACUAUCGUUGGUAGACGAUGGGAGGCUUUCUCUCUGGAUGCCGACCGCGAACGAUGAAGAUGGAAUCUUAGGGAUACCAUCACAUCCAUACUUAGACUUGGUCAGCGUUUGCGUUCAGACAUUCAACAAAUGGUCUAGAAGGCUUUUGACGUACAGAAGAUUGCCAGACUCUGAGAUCAAAGGAGACUUGAACAUGAGGCAAAGAGAAGCUGCAAAAGGAAGCAGUGCUAAUGACUUGAACUCUUUUAGGAAACGAUAUUUCGAAGGAUUCAAAGCUUCAGGGGCAAGUGAGAAUCCUCAAGAGGUGCCCGCCAGUGAGGUGGAAGGUCCGCCAGAGUCAGCAAGAACUUUCGUUCCAGAUGGCCUCUUAGCUAAGAAGAAGGAACUUGAAAAGUUGAAGAACCGCGCACUGGAAAAGAAUCAGGAGUUGCGUGAUCUUGAGACCGCCCUUGCCCAGAAAGAAAAACAACGGAAUGCAGAAAUCGAAGAGCUCAGGAAAGAGCUGGGGACGGGUCGACAGUCAUGGAUGACAGCCGAAAAGCACUGA
Letharia lupina is the source of this 1563-nucleotide messenger RNA. RefSeq lists its product as uncharacterized. Gene Ontology annotation, cellular component: cytoplasm. Gene Ontology annotation, biological process: methylation. Bases 1 to 1563 code for a protein of 520 amino acids. Lineage: Eukaryota; Fungi; Ascomycota; Lecanoromycetes; Lecanorales; Parmeliaceae. The record is from RefSeq and is a predicted model, not a curated record. Gene Ontology annotation, molecular function: nucleic acid binding. The transcript has 5 exons.